Messenger RNA from Sinocyclocheilus anshuiensis, 2772 nucleotides. RefSeq names its product chromobox protein homolog 1-like. Gene Ontology annotation, cellular component: nucleus. NCBI's taxonomy places the organism in Eukaryota, Metazoa, Chordata, Actinopteri, Cypriniformes, Cyprinidae. The transcript has 6 exons. The coding region runs from base 823 to 1440 and encodes 205 amino acids. The record is from RefSeq and is a predicted model, not a curated record.
AGCCUACAUAACAUCGUCUCUUUAUAGUUUGCCAAUAAAAACGUUUUUCCCCCUUUAUUUUUGAUUAAAAGAGUAAACCAGUAGACCCAUGGCCUGGACAUAUUUAUUUAUUUGCUUAUGACAUAUCUUAUAUCUACAAAGACUACACAGAAGCUAAAUAUAUAUGGCUACCAUGUAAAAGUGUAUUUAGGCAUACAUACAGAAAUUAUGGAUAUCCCAUGAUAUUGACAACGAGUACUGCAUCAUUCACACAGAAGCAAAGCAGCAUCAGAGCCGCAUAUUUUAGUAUGGCUUUUAUGCAGCACGUGUAAAUGGUAGAGUAAGGCUGUUUUAAGUGUGAAGCCCACAUUUUCACAAAUUCACUUCUGAAAUGCAUGAAAGGAAGCUAGAAUAUCUGCAAACGCUGCACAGAUGCUGCAUCUCAGCUAGAUGCCUCAAACAUCUGCUUCGCUGAAGCAACAUGGGAGAGAAAGGAAUAAGAGGAGAGGAGAAUUUCAAUGGAGAAAGUAGUAGAUAUUAGGCUGUACGGCUAGUAUUGUUCAAUACUAGCCAUAAUUCCAUCCUCCAAAAGAUAUAAUAAAGCAAAUCCACUUUUAUGGUUAAAGAAACUAUGGAGAUACAUUGGAGAUUACACCGGAAGUCACCAUAUGUCUCCUUUUCUAAUACGGAAGUAGGCGUGAAUAACAGCCACAUUCAGCAGCAUCGCAGUAGACGUCUGUAAUUAAUCACUGCAACCUAUUCAUUUCGGAUUUAAAUGCAUGCAGAUCAGCUUUAUUUCAUCGUUAUCUCAGCGAGAUACAACUGUUAAGAGCCCUUGGAAAUAUGAGCCAAACGUCAGAGCCUUCAGCCGAUGCUGCUGUGACUGAAGCUCCAGCUCCAGUUUCUCAGUCUGAAACCAAGCAAUCACCAGCAGGGAAGAAACAAAACAAAAAGAAAGUGGAAGAAGUGGUGGAGGAAGAAGAAGAGGAGUAUGUUGUGGAGAAGGUUCUGGAUCGGCGCGUGGUGAAGGGAAGAGUGGAGUAUCUCCUCAAGUGGAAAGGCUUUACUGACGUGGACAACACCUGGGAACCAGAGGAAAACCUAGACUGUCCUGACCUCAUAGCAGAAUUCCUUCAGUCACAGAAAACGGCUGAAUCUGGAGGCAAGAGGCGGGCAGAGUCAGACGGAGAUGGAAAGGAGACUAAAAAGCGCAAGGAUGAGCCUGAGAAACUCAGAGGUUUUGCACGUGGUUUGGAUCCUGAGAGGAUUAUUGGUGCUACAGACUCAAGUGGAGAACUCAUGUUCCUCAUGAAAUGGAAAAACUCUGAUGAAGCUGAUCUAGUACCAGCCAAGGAGGCGAAUGUAAAGUGUCCACAAGUGGUCAUCUCCUUUUACGAGGAGCGCCUCACCUGGCAUUCAUACCCCACUGAAGAGGAAGAGAAGAAGGAUGACAAAAACUAGACAAAAAAAAAAGAUGUAAGGGACAGUCAAUAUCAGUCGUGGCCAUUGAUAUGCUUGUUUUGUUCUUCGUUUUUUAUUUUUAUUUUUAAAGAUGGCAAAGGAAAAUUGUCAGAAACAAAUUUGUAAAAAGCAAAAGUAUAAACUGUAAUCUACAUAGGUUUCAGCGUAUUUUAGUCUGGGCACCGUUUCCAUAGAUGAAGCAAAUAGAACACUGCUGUUUCAGUGUGCUUGACAGGUGACUUUGCACAUUUAAUGUACUCUUCAUGCUUUCCAUUGACGGAAACAUUCAGAUCAUGUUUUGAAGGAGAAUCACAGUCUGAUAUUCCUACAUGUGAAAUAGUGUUCUUUACAUGUUAGAAAUGUUGAACAUUUACCCCCCCUACCCUGUGUAGAUUACAGUGUUUAGUCUAUCAUACUGGGUCCGUUUCAUUUGAUGCUGUAGCUGUCUCAAAAAACGUCCUGAUGUAUUCCACAAUUCUUUAAUUUUAUGUAUAUAUAACUAAUGUUAAAAUAUUACUGCCUUAACAGAUUAUUAAGAAAAUGAAAUUUUUAUACAUCUGUCAAUGCAGGUGGUCAUUGAACGCAUGACUGUAUCUAGGCCCAUGGUAAAAGGUGUAAAAUAUAGUCCUUAUUCGACAUUCAGAACUGGCUUUGAUACGAUUGUUUUUAUAAGGACAUGCCAGCAGCUGUUAAUCUUCAGUGUUUGUUUGCCCAUGACGUGUCUGGUCUCACCAUUGGUGCUAUUUGUGAGUCAGCCCCAUUGUCUUUCUUGACAUUUGUGUUUGUAAGUAUGUUUGCCAUUUCCUAGCACAUCAGUAUCACUGUGUACAGUCAGCUGAAGUUUGGUUUUUACUUUGAUACUUUUGUCUUAUUACUGUCACACAACAAAGUAGAAGAUCUUUAACAUUUGUUCACCUGUAGACAUUUAAAGUACUUUUUUAUGUUCUAAGCUUUUACGAUUGUAUGCUAGUUUUGUUUAACCAUAUUAUUAUUGCACAUUAUCAGAGCAUUUGCCAAUGAAAUACCAUUUUCAAAAAUAAAAAUCUUUGUUGUAUUUCUGUCAAAACUGGUCAUACUUAUUUAUGCUUAUACUCUGAAUGAGGUCAAUGGUCAAUACUUUUAAUCUUGGUGAAUUAUAUUAUUUACAUAUACUGGGAUUCCCCCCCGCCCCCAGCUGAACCCCUUUGACAUUAAAUAUUUUUGUGAAGUACCACCUGAAAUUUGAAGUUCAUAUUUUAAUAAUUUAAAGAUUUUCAAAACUAAGCAUGAUCAUUUCUCCCUGAUAUCGGUUUAUGGUCACAUUACGUGCAGGUUAGUGUUUAUUCUGUUUUU